Molecule: messenger RNA, 8023 nt
Organism: Mobula hypostoma (lesser devil ray)
Lineage: Eukaryota; Metazoa; Chordata; Chondrichthyes; Myliobatiformes; Myliobatidae
Gene: ubiad1
Product: UbiA prenyltransferase domain containing 1
Exons: 2
Coding region: 170-1144 (324 amino acids)
Biological process (GO): vitamin K biosynthetic process; menaquinone biosynthetic process
Cellular component (GO): endoplasmic reticulum; Golgi membrane
Molecular function (GO): prenyltransferase activity
Source: RefSeq, a predicted model, not a curated record
CGGGCGGGCUCCCAGAGAGACUGCACAUGUCCCCGGUUACCGAUGACAUGCGCAUGCGUGUGGUGGCGGGUCGUGUCGUGUCGUGACCUUUGAGUGAUGGUGCCGCGUAACCAGGUGAAGUUCGGUGCGUGGUACUCGGCAGUCGGAGCACGGCGAACCCGGAGUGAGGAUGAAGCAGAAUGGAGCGGUCAGUCCUAUCGAUGAGGACGCCGCUGUCAGAGGCUCGGGCAUGCCCGCCGAGGUGCCACUCGGUCUGAGACACAAGUGUGCAGCCUAUGUUCUGGCGCUGCGGCCGUGGAGUUUCAGCGCCUCGCUCACGCCCGUGGCUCUCGGCACGGCUCUGGCCUACAAAACCCUGGGCAAGUUGGACCUGGCCAUCUGCCUGCUGGCCGCCUUGGCCGUGCUGGCGGUGCACGGUGCCGGCAACCUGGUGAACACCUACUAUGACUUCAGUCGCGGCAUCGAUCACAAGAAGAGCGAUGAUCGCACGCUGGUGGAUCGGAUCCUGGAGCCGCAGGAUGUGGUGCGGUUCGGAGCCUUUCUCUACACCCUGGGCUGCCUCUGUGCCUCCUCCCUUUAUUUCUUGAGCAAGCUCAAACUAGAACACCUGGCACUUAUCUUCUUCGGGGGUCUGUCCAGUUCGUUUCUGUACACUGGAGGUAUUGGAUUUAAGUACUUCGCUCUGGGUGAUAUCAUCAUUCUGAUCACCUUUGGACCACUAGCUGUGAUGUUUGCCUACGCUGUUCAAGUGGGUUACUUGGCCAUUUCACCACUACUUUAUGCAAUUCCUUUAGCGCUUAAUACAGAGGCAAUCUUGCACAGUAACAAUACCAGAGACAUGGAGUCCGAUAAGCAAGCAGGGAUAGUUACCUUUGCCAUUAUUAUUGGACCAACAUUAUCUUAUAUUGUGUUUAACAUACUGAUAUUUAUACCCUAUGUAAUAUUCUGUAUUUUAGCAACUCAUUAUACAAUCAGCCUCACACUGCCACUUCUGACUGUGCCUUUGGCAUUUUCACUUGAGCGGCAGUUUCGAAGCCAAAAUUAUGCCAAAAUUCCCCAGAUGACUGCAAAGUUGAAUUUUUUGCUGGGAUUGUUCUAUGUAUUUGGUAUUUUGUUGGCUCCACCUGGAACCUUGCCAAACUAAAACACGCGGACAUACUUCUGAAUGGCGGUGCACAAACUGAAGAUGGUUAUAUUUCAGUUUGAUUUUGCAUGUCUGAGGUUUGACAGGUAGUGCUUCAGUGGAGCCUCUGUUUCAUGUUUUUUUAAAUCUACACUCUCUAUCACCUAGAAAAAUUGGGAAUGAAUUCUCAAUAAAGCGGAUUAGAACAAUGAUACUGGCAUCGGGAAAAUAAGGUGGCUUAGUUUUGUUUAAAUUUUAACUGCAGGUACAAUUACUUGUAAAGUAAUGUUAGCACUAUGGUUGUAUUUCAACUUGAUACACUAAUGGUUCUUAAUAAAAAGCAUUUGCCUAAUCUUUUGUACAGAAACUAAGCAAAACUUUCUUCAAUCCGUGAAAAGAAUGCGAAAUGCAAUAUCCAAUUUUCAAAUCUAAGCUUUUAAAAGACAUUUCUAACUUGAGAAUGUCUUUUAUUCCCAAGACAUUAAGGGGGAAAACCAAAAUUUUCUGUUUUUGCUUUAAUAUUGAUACCAUUAUCCAUUGGUCUCUUCAUAAAUGCCUGCAUGCUCAAAUGGUACAGAUUAGACAAUUAAUAUCUAGCAGAGCUAGGAUGUGAAUGUGUAGAACUUGUCUAAACAUGCAUAUAAAAUGGGAGCUUGGAGGUAAUUUUGAAUAAGUAAUUUCCAAUUUAGUGUGAUCUGAAUUUCUUGAUUGCAACUGUAUUCCAGUGUUACAUUUUAUUUUUUAUUUAAUUUUUUUCAUUUUAAAAUCUUCAUGAUCUUUAAUGAUCAACAAAAAUACAUAAGAUAAUCAAGUCAAUAUGUACAAUAAAGAAUUAAAUUAACAAAUAACUGAUUAACAAAGUAAGCAUAUAUCAAUAAUAAUAAGAAAAAAUAAAGUGUGAAGAAUAUUUUUUUGAAAGAAAAAAAGGGGGGAGAAAAGAACCCCUACUAAGAAAAAAAAAACCCUACUAACUAAAAAAUACGGGGGAAAAAAACCCAUUGGGAGUACAACCCGGAGCUAUAAGUCAUACAAGCUUCCAUAAAAGAAAAACAUCAUUCGCCAACUCAAAUCCAUUUAAACAAAAAUCAGAAGGAAACCAUGUUAAUUAACUCAAAUCAGAUGAUAAUAGCGGGCAAAAGAACCCCACCUUUUCUCGAAAUUAAAUCGAGAAUCAAAAGUUUGACUUACGAUUUUCUCCAAACUAAGACUAACAUCACCUGAGAGAACCAUUGUAUCAAAGUAGGAGCAGAAGCAUCUUUCCAUUUCAACAAAAUAGCCCUUCUGGCCAAUAAUGUAACGAAUGCAAUUACAUGUUGGUCUGAUAGAGGAAUACCAUGAGGGAUUAUACCAAACAAAAAUAUCAAUUUACUAGGUUGUAAAUUAAUUUUUAAAACUUUAGAAAUUGUAGAAAAAAUAAAUUUCCAUAAAUGUUUCAAUACAGAACAUGACCAAAACGUGUGUCAAUGUAGCUGUCUUGGUUUUACAUCUAUCACACUGACUAUCAACAUUAGCAAACAUUUUAGACAGUCUCUUCUUUGUCAAAUAAUUACGAUGUACAAUUUUAAGUUGAAUUAAAGAGUGACUGGCAUAGAUCGAAGAAGAGUUAACCAACUUCAAAAUCCGCAAGCAAUCCUCUGUUAUCAAGGCCAUGUUAAACUUUCUCUCCCAGUCUUGCUUAAUCUUAAGUGAAGGGUAAUUGUGCUGUUGUAACAAUAAAUUAUAAAUUUUCCCAAUAAAGCCUUUCACUAAAGGGUUCAUUUUUAAAUUCAAAUACAUUUAAUAAUACAUUUAUAAUACAAUUAAUAAUACAUUUUUAUAUGCAUUUCAAAACUCCAUAUUUUUUCAGUGUUACAUUUUAUGAUAAAUUGUGGGGCCUGAUUAACAAGGAUCAUUAACCAUUUUAUUUUAAACUGAGGGUUUUAUUUAAUUUUGACGAUGUGUUGCAUAAACUUGUUAAAAUCAUAUUAUCAAAGUAACUGGAUUUGGAGAAUAAAUCUUCUGAAAGGGUGCAAUAUUUAAUAAUUUGCAAUUGUUUAGUUUUUUUGUUCAUUAUACACCAUUAGUUGUUCAAUUUGGUUAAUAAAUCAAUUCUGGCAACAGUUCAGUCAUUCUCCCAUAGUGUUUUCUGCCGCUCUUUAAAUAGUGGAUGACUCACACAAGCUUUUGAAAUAGAAGUAUGACUCAAACUUGUUAAAAGUCCCACAGCAUAAGUACCUUUUUCUCAUCAGCCAACUUUUAAAAAUUCCAGUACUUAUAAAUAACUCAGCUUUCCAAGGAAAUCCACAUAGUUAGAGCUAAUGGAUUUCAGUAACUCUUCUUUUAUUUUGGAAUUCCAUUCCAGCCCAGCCCAUUUUCUUGUCUUAGUCAUUAUUUAGAAAACCUACAGCACAAUACAGGCCCUUUGGCCCACAAUGCUGUGCCGAAUAUGUACCUACUUUAGAAAUUGCCUAGGGUUACCCAUAGCCCUCUAUUUUUCUAAGCUCCAUGUAGCUAUCCAAGAGUCUCUUGAAAGACCCUAUUGUAUCCACCUCCCACUACCAUCGCCAGCAGUCCAUUCCAUGCACUCACCGCUCUCUGCGUUUUUUUUUAAAAAUUGUCCCGACAUCUUCUCUGUACCUACUUCCAAGCACCUUAAAACUGUGCCCUCUCGUGUUAGCCAUUUCAGCCCUGGGAAAGAGCCUCUGACUAGCCUCACAAUCAAUGCCUCUCAUCAUCUUGUACACCUCUAUCAGGUCACCUCUCAUCCUCCGUCGCUCCAAGGAGAAAUGGCCAAGUUCUCAAUCUGUUCUCAUAAGGCAUGCUCCCCAAUCCAGGCAACAUCCUUGUAAAUCUUCUCUGCACCCUUUCUACAGUUUCCACAUACUUCCUGUAGUGAGGUCACCAGAACUGAGUAUAGAACUCCAGGUGGGGUCUGACCAGGGUCCUAUAUAGCUGUAUAUCUCUCUUUAAAUGAUUUUUGAGUGAUUUCCAAAAUUAUUUCUAUGAGGACCUCUACAAAUUAAUAUCAUUUUCUGUUCAAGAUAAAGCUUUUUCAACAAGAAACCAAAUUUUUAUUGAGAGAUUGGAAAUAUAGGUUCAGAAAUUGUGGCAGUGUUGUUUAUUUCAACACUUACUGAAAAUGUCUUAAUAAGCAUUUUCUGUCAUUUAAUGAUAUUCUGGAAAUUCAAGCAGGUGCUUCAUGGCUGAAGUUGCGCUCUUGCCUCUGACAAAAAAUGGUCAUCAGACCCACGUCAUAUCCAUGUAGUGCCCCAUCUCCAAGUGAAGUUUGUCUCAUUUGUUCUGGGAAUGACUGUAUUCAAGGGAUAUGAGUCAAACUUAAUUGGAACCACAUGAAUAAAAUGCUGGAGAAACUCAGCAAGUCAGUCAGCAUUUAUGGGAGGGAAUAAACAGUCGGGGUUACGGGCUGAGACUCUUCAUUGGGUUUCUCCAAUAUCUUGUGUGUUGCUCAUGAUUUCCGGCAUCUGCAAAAUCUAUUUAUGGAAUCGCUAACAAACAAAAGAAAAUCUGCAGAUGCUGAAAGUCCAAGCAAUACACACAAAAUCCUGGAAGAACUCAGCAGGCCAGACAGCCGCUGAAGGGUCUUAGCAUGAAAUGUCAAUUGUACUCUCUUCCAUGGAUGCUGCCUGCCUGCCUUCCUCCAUCAUUUUGCGUGUGUGUGUGUUGAAUGGAAUCACCAAGGCAAAUCCCAUACUGCUGUCCCGUUUUCACUCUAACUGUCUGACUCUUUGAUCUUCUGAGGUACAUAGUCAUCUGGUAGCAAGUUCUGUAGUCACUUCUAAAUUUCAGCCUUUGACCCACCUCCUCUACCUGGCCCCAGUUAUACCUAAAGCUGUGGGUCUUUACAUUAUGGAAUGCAUGUUAGCAAAUAUUUGGCCACCAGUACCUGAAAUUAUCCUUAAUGAGAGUGGGCUUAACCACACACUAACUCGCUAUCAAUUUUGGGCUUUGUUUCUUAUUCAGUGAAGAUAGAUAAUUGGACCCAAUGAAUCUGUUAUGAGAAAUUUUUAGUGUUUCUUUUUUUGUUUCCUUUGCUUUUGUUUGGUGGAUAGCAAAUUAAAUUGCCAUUUUAUUAAUAUUACAAAAAGGCUUUUUUAAAUGAACUGAUGGUUUUGUGCAGUGAAUUAGAGUGAAGUUCAAUUCACCAAAGAUAUGAUGAAUAUAUUUAACAACAUUCAAAAGGAAACUAGGUUUUUUUUAAUCCACAAACUUUUUGAAUUAAAGGCAUUUACCAAACUUUUCAAAAAUAGUGAAAAACAGUAAGUUAUGAAAAUUCAGAAAUUUACUUUAACUUUUAUAUUCCUUUUGUAUUCAGGAAUUAUCUGUACCAACUUUUCUUAAAAGGGUAUGCUUGGGUUCCUUUAGAAAUCGCACUGUCAGAACUGUAAUAUUUCAAUAGAGAGGAAAGUUUAUUUUGAUGUGUAGCACUUAAAUUGUACUCUCACAUGAUGUAAACACAUAUACAAAUAUUUCAUCUUUACUCAAAAUUAUCUCUUCAGUAUGCAUGCCAAGCUUUUCUAUUCAACAGCCAUGUCUGUAUUUAAAUAGAGGUCAGACUGGGACAUGAUAGCAGUUCCUUCUCUGAAAGUAAUUCUCCAGAGACAAAGUUGGCAUGAAAUUGUACAUAGUAUGUCAAUGCUGAACACUUUCCAUUAUCCCAGCAGUACUGUCUAAUUAUUACCCAAUUUUGAUUAGUUUACAUUUCAAACACCUUGCAGGACAGGCAGGAUCUCUUCCAAAACAAAAAAAGAAUCCCCAAUUUGAAGUGUUAGGGUAUUGUUAAGGAAUUUUGUUUGUUUUCCUUGUAUCAAAUCUCCAACUUUUUUUUUGAUUCAUGGAAUAUUUCUCCUGUUCAAUGCCUCAUUAGAUAGUAAAGUAACUAGGUGAAGCUCUUUAAACUGUAUCUGUUGUUAGAGUAGGUCACAUGACCAAGGGGGGAUGUUGCCUUCUCUGUGCCAAGAUAAAAAUGUAUCUUAUUCAGGCCUGGAGCUGUCUAGUUUAGGUAAUUUUCAGGUAGAGAUUGUGAUCAGCUAGGCCCUGCUGUCAAUUGUCUUUUAAAGCACAUGCAGAUGAUUCAAUUUUGGCUAGCUUUGUAGCAAUUUUUGUUUCAUUUUGUUUACAGUAGCUUAUUGAGACAUGACUUGCCAUUGGAUGAAGUAAAAUGUGAAUAAUUUGUAGUUAUAAUAAAAAAUUUAAGCACCAGCAGUUAAGUAUUUUUAAUGCUGAAAGGUGCUCAUGAAUUUGAAAAAUGUUUGAAGAAUGCUCAAUUCAACAAUUUUUAACAGACAAAUUGCAAAUAUGGAUGCCAAUCUGAUACUCAGUUGUAGGGGCACAAACAAUGCAAGGAUUUCAGUUAAUGUAAAUAUAAACUUUACUUCUGUGGAUUGUGGGAGAAACUCAUUAAUAUCCAUUGUAAAAAUUACAAAGAUAAGAGAAUAUAAAGCAACAUUUAUUUUAGUGGUCAGAAUUUCAAAUCUUAUAUGGGGGGAGGCAGCUUAGGAUUUUAAACUGUCUGCAUAAGGAGCAUAAACAAUAUUUUAGUUCUGCUGGAAAAAUGAAUGCUGUGUCUGGAGGAAUGGUCUGCUAUGGAAUUGAGGGUGUAUGAAUCUGGGCAAGAUCAGCACCUGCAGAAAGUAUCUGUGAGGAACCUGCAGAAACCUCCCAUCAACUCCCCUGUGAUUCUCCUGCCACUUCAGCAAAGGAUACUUUCUAACAGCCAAUUAACCUACCAACCAGCGUGCCUGGUUAAUGUGGGAGGAAAGUGGAGCACCCAGGCGACACCAUGAGGUUAUAAGGAGAAUGUGCAAGCUCCACACUGAUAGCUCAGCACAUCAGCAUCAAAACCACGUCACAAACACUACUUGUUGUGGUACUGUCCUCCACUGUGUCUCUGUAAAGACUAAUACUACAUGAGUUCGCUACAUGAAUAUCUUCACCUUGGAAGAAACAUACAAAGUUGGAAGUUCCCUGUGGGCUUAGGAGAAAGUAGGUGAAGCUUUCUUUAAGUAUGGAUUUGGAAAACUUCCCUAAUAUGGCAGUAAGAAGUUACCAGAGAUGAGCUGCAGAAGCUGGGAAUGAUCCUGAGGCUGAGAAGCUGAGGGACUAGGACCUGAUCUUCAGGAGUAAAUGCACACCUGACAUAGAUGGGAACCUUGGAGUACACGGAUCUAAUUAAAUACAAAAAUUGUACAUUGAUUAUUGUCCUCUUGGGUUCCAGGCAAAUCAGAUCAAUAAGUAAGGAAGGAAUUGUUUUUCAGGGUUGGGGUUAGAAGUACAGAAUUUCAUUGGAAAGGUAUAUUGGGCUAUUGCACCAUUGUUGGUAUCAUUUGCUGAAGCUUUGUUUAGAAUUUUUUUAUAGUAGGGAAUCAAGUUUUCCUGUAAGAACAACAGUGAAAAUCUGUGUAUACGUUGUGAAGUUAGGCCUAUUUUCAACUACAUACAACCAGUUUUGUAGACGUAUUUUAUGGCCAGUGUGAUGAGUUGCAUUUACCCAGAUAUGGAGAUUUAAUCGAUCUUUUCUGAAGUUCCAGAACUGGGUUUAAUUGGGAGGAAGUGUUGAAGCAACAUAAUUUUAUUUCUGCUGAACUUGAAUUUCAACCAAAAUAUUUUUGUUAUACUUGCACUUUUUCCCUAUCCCCAUUUACCACCAAAAUUUGGCUGGAUAUGUUGCUAUAUUAUAAAUUUGUUUGUUUAGUACAUAAAUAACUAGAAUCAUUGUUCUCUGGUAGAAAUACAUUGAAUUUAUACUUUUUUUAUACAAUGCAAAUUUUAUAUCAACUAAAGCAUGAUUUUGUAUGUUUAAAACAACAUAAUGAGCUUUUGUUUAUGGUUCUCUAUUAAUACAUGUAUGAUGGAUCAAGUGCAUCUACAGCAAUUUUGUAUAGGGUUUUCAUAAUAUCAGCA